CUUUUUACAACAUCAGGCCAAAAUAGGCUAUAGGAUAAUUGCCGCGUAGCCGCAAUCGCCCUGCCCCAGCACAGCAUUCUAGGACCAAAGGACAACAUUUUAUUUUCCCACCCAUGUCUACCCUGAGCUGUGCCUGUUGCUUGACGUGCCCAUGUUGCCCAGGCUGUAAAUGCUGCUAUCUCUGCAUAAAGCUUCGACAAUUUCUGAAUAACAUAACAUCGGGCAGGUGCUGCUCGUGCUGGCGUUUCCUGUUUAGUGAUGAAAGGAACUGUGACUGUUGCUACUGCCCACAUACGGAAGAUGCAAAAUGCCAGUGCUGUCACUGCUCAUGCUCAGAAACCCCCAAUUGUCGCUGGUGCUGCUGUUCCUGUGCCAGUAAUCGGAACUGCAAGUGCUUAUGCUGUACAGAUGAGAACACCGAUUGCCAGUGCUAUGAAAGCAGAUGCUGCACUUACCUCAACUAUUUACCGUACACGUAUAGAUACAGAGGUAGAAGACGCAGAAUUGGAAGUGACACAACUGUCGUUUCACUGGACAGGGAUGUCUCACCACACGCUUUUGUUGACCAGCUCGUUUGCCCUCUGUGUCAGAGGUUGUUUACUCGCCCAUUUAUGCUGCCAUGUAAUCACUGUAUUUGUGAUAGGUGCAUACUGAGAAGUCAAGCUGAGGCGGAGAUCACGGAGAAUUUCUUUAUCAUCACAUGUCCAACUUGCAGCAAAGCACAUUGCCUCCCAUUUGCUCGGAAAAUACAGCUCAGGGUUAAUUACCUAAGAGCCAGAUUGGCUAGGAAGUAUAUGCGCCAACAUGGUUUCCUACGGUGGCGGUUUGACAGAAGCCAUUUACCAGUCUAUUGCCAAGUUUGUGAUGAGCAGCGCAGGGCCACCAAGAGAUGUGUAACAUGUCAACUGAAUUACUGUAACAUUUGCUUGAGGAAUCUCCAUCAGGAUGUCACCUUUCAAAACCACGUAUAUGCCAAAAUCGGUGAUGAAGUCUGGGAAGAAACAAACUGUGUGAUCCAUGGUGAUUCAUUGCUUUCCAAAUACUGCCUUGAUGACCAUGAACUGGUUUGUGAAUAUUGCUGUGAUUCACAGCACAGUGAUCAUAACACCGUUACUUUGCCAAUGGCAUGUUCGAAAAUGGCUGCUGCAUUAUUCUCUGCUAUAGCAAAGUUUAAAAAAGUACGAUAUAUAAUUGAUAAUGAUCUAAUGGAAGUCCUUGUACUAAGAAACAAUUUUAAGUCCUAUAAAGAAACAAAAAGGAAAGAGAUCAGGAAUGGCUUCAUCAAGUUACGGAUCAUACUUCAAGAAAGAGAGAAAGAGUUGAUGGAGGCAGUAGAAAACCUUGAGCUUCAAAAACAGAAGGCACUUCAUGAAUAUGCAGCAUAUACAACAAGGAGAAUUGACCAGAUGGACAGUCUCAUGCAAUAUUCUAAGGAAGCUUUAAAGGAAAGCAGCCACAUUGCAUUUCUGCAGUCUGCAAAUUGUUUGGUAAAUGAAAUUGAAGAUUCCAUUGCAAACAUUUACCAACCAAGCCCACAUCUCAGGGAAGACCCUAUUAAAUAUCUUAAAGUGAACUUUGAAGAACUUGCAGAAAACUUGCAAAGCAUUUUCCCAUCACUUGUAAAUAAGCUGCGCUAUGACAAAAUAACCAAAUGUCCUUACCCUUGUAGUUCUGACGUGAUGAUUCCAAGGAACAUUUCCAGUGCACAUAUUCCUAACCCAUUAGGGUUGAAUCGAAGUCAGUCUUUAUCAUCUUUUACUUCAUUCGAUGAUCCAGCUAUGAUGAACAAUGAACUGUCUCUUAGACCAAAAUCAUCACCGCCAUCUAAAAUGAAAAAUAAUGGCAUGUAUGCAGUUUGGCAUGCAUCCUCGGGUACUGCGAGAAAUGAACUGAGUAAUCAAAGUCAUGGUCUCUAUUACAAUCCAGAAGUACUUGGAGAACCAUCUUCUUCUGUUCCUGGCCUUGUUGUUGUUUACCAAACACUUGUCUAUCCAACUGUUGCUAAGAUUUACUGGACUUGUCCUACAGAAGAAGUAGAGAGCUUUGAAGUUGCUUAUUAUGAAGUAGUUGAAGAAGACGCAGUUGAGAAUUUAGUCCAGCCACAAUUGAUAGGUGUACUUACUGGGAUUGUACAACAGAAUCUGGAAGUACAUAACCUGACACCUAAUACAGAAUAUCUCUUUAAAGUUCGAGCUGUCAAUGAGAAUGGGCCAGGCGAAUGGAGUGAAAUUUGUAAGGUGGUGACUCCAGAUGUGCGUGCAAAAGUGAAAGGUAGAUGGGGACUGCUGCGACAUGUUCAGGCUGCUUUCCAAAAACCAUCCAUAACCUAACCAACUUUUAAGCUAACCAACUUUAUUUAUAUAGAUAUAUACAAAUAUAAAAGAAGACAGAGAAAUAAGCCACUGGAGAGAAAGCAAUUAUAUUUUACCACUUUCCUUUUCCUUAUUUUUUUCUUUUUGUAAACUGAAGCUAGCUAGCAAUAUGUAAUCUGAGAGCAAACACGUCAGAAUAAAGAUCC
Messenger RNA from Pogona vitticeps (central bearded dragon), 2518 nucleotides. RefSeq names its product tripartite motif containing 42 (gene TRIM42). The record is from RefSeq and is a predicted model, not a curated record. Lineage: Eukaryota; Metazoa; Chordata; Lepidosauria; Squamata; Agamidae. Gene Ontology annotation, molecular function: protein binding; zinc ion binding; ubiquitin protein ligase activity. Gene Ontology annotation, cellular component: nucleoplasm. Gene Ontology annotation, biological process: innate immune response; positive regulation of type I interferon-mediated signaling pathway.